GAGAGGCAGCUGGGAUUGGCAAAGCGCAGCAGAUCUGACCGGGUGCACUCAAGUUUAUCUCUUAGAACUUUAUCCGUAGCCCCAACACACACUCCACACACACAUACUUCACACACACACAGACACACACACACAGAGAGAGACACUCAUCUUCAGCAGUCCUUAUCAGGGGCGAGAGGACCAGUGUGUUGGAGUCGGAGAGUCAGAGUCUGAUUUGACUUCUCGGGGGGAACUCUGUAGACUGCGUUGACAUGUGAGCGGAUUAACUUUGGACGCUACACGCUACGCUACGUGUGUAUUUGAAGUUUUACGAGCUGCUAUGGUUUCUGCCUGUGUGAGUGUGGACGCCCACAGAGAGACAUGGUGGUCUUCCUGAGCAAAAACAUUCGCUCCAUCUUCUCUGUCUUCAAGAAGAAGGCUGGGCCGAAGGAGGAGGAGCUGGGCAGGCUGGCGGUACACUACACGGCGUCGCCGCACUUCCAGGAGAACGUCUUUAUCGAGGGCAGCAGACCCAAACACCUGCAGGACCUCCACACAGAGGCGCAGGAGGGGCUCAAGAUCCUCCUGCAGGAGGAACAUAAAAAUGGUGUGGACUUUCUGGCUGACCAGAGUAACUCUGAGGUCGAGCCCUGGGCAGAGAGAGAUGCGGCCGGCUCCCAUCACAGAGACGAGUCAGAGGGCCCUGGGAGCAUCGCCGCAAACUCCUCCACCUCCUCAGCGUCCGCUGCGUCCUCCGUCUCCAACCGACCCCUGCUCACGCGGCAAGGUCUGCGCACGCAUGCCCCACAACAUUACGCAACACAACAUGUGUUUGAUAUUACAAGCCUCGCUCAGAGGGAGAAGCCAUUUUGA
Alosa alosa (allis shad) is the source of this 852-nucleotide messenger RNA. RefSeq lists its product as uncharacterized. The coding region runs from base 361 to 852 and encodes 163 amino acids. Lineage: Eukaryota; Metazoa; Chordata; Actinopteri; Clupeiformes; Clupeidae. The record is from RefSeq and is a predicted model, not a curated record. Gene Ontology annotation, biological process: cell differentiation. The transcript is spliced from 4 exons.